Vicia villosa (hairy vetch) is the source of this 1347-nucleotide messenger RNA. Its product is annotated as exosome complex component RRP4 homolog. The record is from RefSeq and is a predicted model, not a curated record. Lineage: Eukaryota; Viridiplantae; Streptophyta; Magnoliopsida; Fabales; Fabaceae. Gene Ontology annotation, cellular component: cytoplasmic exosome (RNase complex); nuclear exosome (RNase complex). The transcript is spliced from 6 exons. Gene Ontology annotation, molecular function: RNA binding. The coding region runs from base 143 to 1105 and encodes 320 amino acids. Gene Ontology annotation, biological process: CUT catabolic process; exonucleolytic trimming to generate mature 3'-end of 5.8S rRNA from tricistronic rRNA transcript (SSU-rRNA, 5.8S rRNA, LSU-rRNA); poly(A)-dependent snoRNA 3'-end processing.
CCCAAAUAACCCACUCGUAGAAGAGAAAGAAAGUGUAAACUCCUAAGAACAAAAGCCCUAACUCACGCGCCGCCGUCUCACAGGGUUUAUCUAGGGUUUUCUUAUCAUAUUCAUCACUGUCUGUUCGAAGAGAAAGACAGAAAUGAGAGGGAUUCAGUUACAGUUGAGUCAAACGCAGAAACUCCGUCUACAGAAGGCUCUAGAACAAUUGGAAUCUUUAUCUUCAAAAGUGAAUUCUGAUGCUUCGGUAACCAUAGCUGAUUCCAUCCCCGUCAACCACGAAGACGGUGUACUCAAGGGACAUGGAACCGCUGACCUGGACGGAGAAGUUGUUGCCACUCUCUGUGGAGUUGUUGAGCGUGUUAACAAGCUUGUUUAUGUCCGUGCAUUGCGCUCUAGGUACAAACCAGAGGUUGGUGACAUUGUUAUUGGGCGUGUUGUUGAGGUUGCUCAGAAGCGUUGGAGAUUGGAUAUUAAUUACAGUCAAAAUGCUUAUCUAAUGCUUUCUGCUAUGAGUAUGCCUGAUGGUGUACAGAGGCGAAGGACAGCUCUAGAUGAAUUGAACAUGCGCUGUAUUUUCGAAGAGGCAGAUGUCAUUUGUGCCGAAGUUCGUGGAUUUCAACAUGAUGGCCUACACCUUCAAGCAAGAAGUAAAAAAUAUGGAAAGCUUAGAACUGGUCAACUGAUUACGGUCACACCGUAUUUAGUGAAGAGACAAAAACAACAUUUCCAUCAUCUAGAGCAGUAUGGUAUUGAUCUAAUACUUGGCUGUAAUGGAUUCAUAUGGGUUGGGGAACAUGUCGAAGCUACAGAAGACAUGAUAGAAGAUCAAGUGAACCAAUCUGAUCCACAAGUUUUAAGUCUUGAAGAACAAGAGAAAAAUUAUACGGCAUUGGAGACUAGAAAAUACAUAUGCAGGGUGGCCAAUGCUGUUAGAGUAUUAUCCACUUUAGGAUUCGUUUUGACAUUGGAAAUCAUCCAGGGAGUUAUUGAUCUAAGCCUUUCUGCGAAUCUAGAUAUACACGACAUGCUUGGUUCCGAGUUCUGUGUUCUGGUUGCUGAAAAAGAGGCAGAAAGGAGAAGCUCAACUAAAAAGAGGCGGUAAAUUGUGACACUAAAAGUUGGACAAACUUUUUUUCUUAGGUUAAAGUUCUUGCACCUAUAGAAGAUGUGGGGUGAAUUGUUUUUCUGAUUGGUCGUUGCCACCUUGCUUUUUAGUAGUGAUACCUACCAGCUCAUGUGUGUAUUCUAAUGCAAUAAUCUUGUAUUCAAGGUUUUCUUUGGAUAUUGCUUUUGUAUACUGAGUUGUGGCAAAAUUUGUAUUGAUUUUUCAUACUUUUUGUUUCA